Amblyraja radiata (thorny skate) is the source of this 2512-nucleotide messenger RNA. It is a transcript of the gene ola1, whose product is annotated as Obg-like ATPase 1. The record is from RefSeq and is a predicted model, not a curated record. Gene Ontology annotation, cellular component: cytoplasm. NCBI's taxonomy places the organism in Eukaryota, Metazoa, Chordata, Chondrichthyes, Rajiformes, Rajidae. Gene Ontology annotation, molecular function: GTP binding; ATP hydrolysis activity; ATP binding. The coding region runs from base 169 to 1359 and encodes 396 amino acids. The transcript has 11 exons.
CGCAGGCGCCGGCUCGCCCCUCCUCCUCUGGCCGCUCGGUCGGUUGGGUCGGUCGGUCGGUCGGCGCGUGUAGUGUGCAGAGCGGCGGCGUUUUAACUGAACAGUUAAACUCUCAAGCACACCGCCCCCUUCUUCCCUCGCUUUAUUCAACCAGCUUGCCAUUAGAACAUGCCUCCAAAAAAGGCAGACGGUGAACUGAAGGCACUACCCAUCAUUGGACGAUUUGGUACCUCGUUGAAAAUUGGUAUUGUUGGAUUGCCAAAUGUAGGGAAGUCUACAUUUUUCAAUGUUCUAACCAAGAGUGAGGCAGCUGCGGAAAACUUUCCCUUCUGUACUAUUGAUCCUAAUGAGAGCAGAGUGCCUGUUCCAGAUGAACGGUAUGAUUUCCUCUGCGACUACCAUAAGCCUCCCAGUAAAAUACCAGCAUUUCUGAAUGUCGUGGACAUAGCAGGACUCGUGAAGGGUGCUCACGCUGGUCAAGGGCUUGGAAAUGCCUUCCUGUCCCACAUCAGUGCCUGUGAUGCAAUCUUCCAUCUUACAAGAGCUUUUGAGGAUGAUGGCAUUGUUCACGUUGAAGGGAGUGUGGAUCCUGUUCGGGAUAUUGAAAUCAUUCACGAAGAACUGAGACUAAAGGAUGAAGAGCUAAUUGUGCCCAUUAUUGACAAACUAGAGAAAGUGGCAGUAAGAGGAGGUGACAAGAAACUAAAACCAGAAUAUGAUAUAAUGUUCAAAGUGAAGAACUGGAUUAUAGAUGAAAAGAAACACGUGCGCUUCUAUCCUGAUUGGAACGAUAAGGAGAUUGAAGUAUUGAAUAAACAUUUGCUAUUGACUUCAAAACCAAUGAUUUAUUUGGUUAACUUGUCUGAGAAAGACUACAUUAGAAGAAAGAAUAAAUGGUUGAUAAAAAUUAAGGAGUGGGUGGACAAGUAUGAUCCGAAAGCACUGGUCAUACCUUUUAGUGGAGCAAUAGAACUCAAGUUCCAGGAGAUGGAUGAAGAAGAACAAACAAAAUACCUGGAAGAAAACAAAACGCAAAGUGCUUUGGCCAAGAUCAUCAAGACUGGAUUCUCAUCUCUACAGCUUGAAUAUUUUUUUACUGCAGGCCUAGAUGAAGUGCGAGCAUGGACCAUAAAGAAAGGGACGAAGGCUCCUCAGGCUGCUGGCAAGAUCCACACAGAUUUCGAGAAGGGCUUCAUUAUGGCCGAAGUAAUGAAAUUUGAAGAUUUUAAAGCAGAAGGCUGUGAAAAUGCUGUCAAGAGCGCUGGAAAAUACAGACAACAAGGCAGAAAUUAUAUUGUUGAAGAUGGAGACAUUAUCUUUUUCAAAUUCAAUACUCCACAGCAAUCAAAAAAGAAAUGAAUUUAAAGUACAACUUCCUCCUGUCAUAAGCAGUAGAACAUAAUAGGCAAGACAUUGCACAUAUCCAAACUUGUGAAUAAAAGGACUUAUGAGAUGGUUUCUGACUAAUUAAGUGGUCGGGGAUAGAUUGGCAUCUGGCAACAGUUACAAUAAAUUGGAUCUUUGACAGGAUUCUGCUUAUAUGGUCUUACAUGUGGAUUUUACUGUGUUCUGAAACAUCUGAACUAUAUUGAAUUUACUUAUUUUUAAAUAUAUGGCUGUAAAUCAUGAUUCCAACCUGUCUGGGGGCAGUGAUAUUCCUUUAAUUGUAUUCCUGAUGUUUGUUCUGGAAUGAGAUAAUGUUAUUCCAAUGAAAAUGUAGGUUCACUAAAUGUCGACAGCUUUAAUUUAAGAUUAAAGCUCUACUCUAAAUUGGAACAUUUCAAGAACCAUAUUACUCUCAUGAUACUUCAUUAAUCUCCAUCACUAGAUGCCAAAUCUGACACACUUGACAGAAAAGACAAUGCCACUUGCUCCUUUCUGAAUCUACAGAUAAUGCAUGUUUUACAGUACUCCAGAUGUUUACAGUCAAUAAAACAUUUGACAAAAACAGUCUUGGUGUGUUUGGGGAUGUCUGUAUUGACUGACUGUGGUGUGUUAAAUGUGAUAUGGCACCUGGUGGUUGCUGAUUACAGAAUUUAAAGACGUGUAUGAUACAGUAACUGCCAGUGUGGGGCAGCUUUUAUUAUAUUUCAUAAAUGGUUCUUUUCAUUAAAAGAUAAAGAUUAGGAUGCCGAUGAUUUACUGAAAGCAUGAAUAGAUAGACAUUUGUUGUGAGGAUAAGUGCUUUCAUGUCUGUGUUAUAGGAGUUCAUGAUCUAGAAGGGGGAAUGCAGAGGCAUUAAUUUUUAUUUUUCUCGCAUAUUGGUUAUUUUUGUGUACAACUCUGAAAUUCACCUCAGUGGUUUGGUUUUAUUAUUUUACAGUUAACCCCUUUAGACAUUUUUUAAUGCGUUGUGUUGGUGAUUAAAGCUCUUUUCUAAUAUCAUAAUACACUUGUCACCAGACACAUUUCGCACAUUGCAUUUUACUGACUUAAGUUGGUGUUUAAUUCUGGCCUGUAACUUUGUGGAAAUAUUUAUUACAUGUCCUUCAUUAAAUUAAUUCACUUACAA